AUGAGUCUCUCCUCGAUCAAAGACGACUUUGUCCUUGACCACGCAUCAGCUCUAGUAUCUUCCUCGCCUGCUGUGUCGCCGUCGCCAGAUGCGUCUCCCUCGCUGUUGCCACCGCAGUCACCUUCACCAUCUGUCAUCUCGUACAAUUCGUCAGACUCAGCGCCUAACCCGAUUCCGUCAGCUCCAAUCAAUCUUAGCCCCUUCGUGACUGAGACUAUAGGAGUUCACUCACUUCCUGUGUCAAUCAGCCCUACUGAGCCACUCUCUCCGCUCGUCUUCCACUUUCUCCCGCCCAAGCCAGCCCAUGUCGAAACACCGGCACUCCCUCAGAUCCUUCCAUAUCUGCCAGGGCUUGCAACCGUCAAGAUCAUCUCGGACUAUCCGCCUAUCCUCUAG
Messenger RNA from Peniophora sp. CBMAI 1063, 396 nucleotides. The record is from the annotation of a GenBank genome assembly. NCBI's taxonomy places the organism in Eukaryota, Fungi, Basidiomycota, Agaricomycetes, Russulales, Peniophoraceae.